Messenger RNA from Aphis gossypii (cotton aphid), 3561 nucleotides. RefSeq lists its product as uncharacterized. The transcript is spliced from 6 exons. Gene Ontology annotation, cellular component: nucleus. Gene Ontology annotation, molecular function: metal ion binding. NCBI's taxonomy places the organism in Eukaryota, Metazoa, Arthropoda, Insecta, Hemiptera, Aphididae. The record is from RefSeq and is a predicted model, not a curated record. Bases 371 to 2521 code for a protein of 716 amino acids.
UGUUUCAUAUACUUGAUUCUAUGUAUUGGUAACAAUACAUCAUAUCAUAGAAUAUGUAACAACAUAAAUGAUAAAACUGCUGACAACAAAUGACAAAACUCUUAACUCUAAAUUCUUGUCUCCAACGAAGAAUGAUAAACCUUGAACGAAAAGUAGAUUUCGUUUUAUGAUACGGCCCACGGGCCCACGGCUGUAAAGUAUACUUCAAGUUUUGUAGUAGUAGUAUUAGUUUUGAUUUAUUCAAAUGUGAAAUUAAAGUUUAUUAUGACUAAUUAAAAUCAUUGCUCAUUAGUCAUUAAUGAUUAAUAUUUCUCUUUCUCUACAGUUGUGUUUUAAUCCGAUAUUGUUCUGUUUACUAUAUUUAUGAUCAAUGGAGUUGAAUGAUUUCUGCAGUACUCAUAAAAGUAGUUCUAAUGAAGAAGAAGCAUUACUAAAGCGUUUAAUUGCUCUAAAAAAGCAGCUAGAUGAUGAUGAUGAUAAUGACGAUAAACCAAAAUUACAGCGGAGUCUUAAUAAUAUUAAAGAAAAUAUUGUUUCUAAUAAGAAUAUUAAAUCAACAUCAAAAUUUAAGUAUUGCAAGGAUAAUAAUCAUACAACUAAUAAAUUCCUUUCUACCAAAAUAGAUAAUCGCAAUUUUACUAACCAACAAAGUAAAAUUAAACAAAAUAGUUUAUUUGUUAAGACUAAUAAUUCUAAAGUGUAUACCAAACAAAAUGUGUUAAAUUGUACACCUGUCAAAACUGUUAUAAGCAAAAAUUAUCCUGAAGUAUCAAAUAAUAGUCAAAAUAUCAUAAAGUAUAACUCAGAAAUUAAUGAAAUUGUAAAAAACAGUUUUGUUAAUAAUUGUAAACUACCAUCAAAUGAUAGUUGUUAUGAAACUUCUGAUGUUUCACAAAUAUUACGUAAUGUAGAUAAAUAUAUGAUUGAUGUUCAAGAUUACUUAACUUCAUCAAAAUAUGUUGUUGAUAAAGAAGGGAGCUCUUUGUCAACUAAGAAAACUAAUCUAUCAAAAAAUGUUCAUGUCAAUAGAAAAUUUCAAAACCAGUUAAUUUCUAAUAAUUUGUUAAAUUCAAAUUUAAAAAGUGUACCGAAUUCUUUAGUAUCUAUUAAUAAGUCAACAAGUAUAAAUAAGAAAAAAAUGAUAAAGAAAUUGUCUGGAAAAAUAAUUGGAUCACCUAAUCUUGUAAAGAUAGGUAACACAAAAUUAAUACGCCAAUCAUUAUUUAGAAAUAAAUGGAAAAUCAACAAUAAACUUAAUUGUAUUGAAAAUAAUACAAUUCAACGUAAACCACUUUCAACUUUACAAUGUCCUACAUCAAAUACACUAAUAUCACCUUACAAAAAAACAGAAUGGACUAAUGUUACUAACUCAAUACCUGUACUUGAAUCUAAAUUAUCCAACUCUAGUAAUACCAAUAAAUUAAAAUGGACGAGACCUAGUAUAUUAUUGGUUAAUAAUGUAAACAAUAAUACCCAGCCUUCAGUACCAAAAGCUGAUAAAUUAAUUUUAUUUGGCAAGAAUAAAAUAAUUAGACAAUCAUUGAUAAAUCCAAUUCAGUCAAAAACCAAGUCAUUUAUGCUCAAACAUCUUUCACAUAGACUUGCACUAAUGAGAAAAUUACAGCAAAAACAAAUUGUUGCUAGAAUAAAAACUGUUACAAACAGAGAUCAAGUUAAAAAUAUGUUAAUGAAAAGUACUGUAAUUAAGCCAACUGAGAUUAAACGAAAUGGAAAGAGGUCAUAUUCUACGUAUUCAUAUGUAAAUCCAAAAUUGAGAUCAAAAAAAAAUAAUGUUAAGUUGGAAAAAACAGGAUCUUCGGAUAAUAAAAUACGUUUGCUAAAUAUUUCUAAUAAUAAACCUCAACAAAAUUUGAAAAUUAUAAAUAAUGAAAAAAAUAAAAUUCAAAAUUUAAGUUUAACAAAUAAUAAAACCCUCCAACGGCUCAAAAGUAAAAAAACCCUCACCAAACAGCUUUGUCUAAUAUUUAAUCGCUUUGGCGUUUGUUCAAAAUUAGACCAAGGAGAAUGUGAUAAGCGGCAUUACAAAAAAUACAUCACAUUAUGCACAAAGUUUCUAACAGGAGAAUGUUUUAAAGAGAAUUGUACGUUAUCGCAUAAUAUUGUUGAGGAAAAAAUUCCAUUUUGUAAGCAUUAUUUAAAUAGUGUUUGUGUUCAAUUAAAUUGUCCGUACUUACACGAAUAUAGAAGUAAAAACACCCCUAUUUGUAAAAAAUUUCUUGAUGGUUCAUGUAAUUGGGGAAAAAAAUGCCCUAAAAAACACUUGAAUCUAUGUCCAAUUUUUGAAACAAACAAUGAGUGUCCGCAUGGUCAAAAAUGCUUAUAUCCUCACAUUCAAUGUGAAGAGAAAAAUACUGUUGUUGAAAUCAAUGAACCUAGAUACUUUGAGAUAUCAAUACCUAAUAGUAAUGAAUCAAAUGAAAACGAGUCUAUUCAUAUUGUUCCCAAACGCCGAGCACCUUUAUUGGACUUACCAUCUUAUAUACCAUUGAAAAAACAGUAAGUUAUUGUAUUAUGAAUAUGAUCAAUGAUUGAUCAUAUUCACUGUAAUAUGCAUUUAUAAAUAAAUAAUGGAAUGUCUAUAGGAUAAUAGUAAUGUUGGUAUAUUUUACUAUCUUACUUAUUAAAACUAUUUAAUUUGUUAGCUAAAGAUGAUUUAGUAAAUUAGAUACUUAAUACAAUUUAUAAAAUUUAAUAUACAUAUAUCAGGGAUGGCAAAUCUAUUACAUGUGUGCUUGAAAUGGCACGCAAAAAAUGGAAAUAUUUUAAUUACAUAAUUAUACAUAUAUAUUGGCGCAGAUGUUACUUACUCUCAGUUAUGUUGCCACAACGCUGUGCUGAGCCUUAUUUAUAUAUUAUUUUUAUUAGAUAUAAAUUUGUAUACCCUUUUUUAUAUUAAUACAAUAAUUUAUUGCGAGCCACAAGUUGGACACUCCCUGUAUAUAAUAUAUAAAUAAAAUUCAUGACCCCUUCAAAAACAGAAAAGGUAAUUUUUAGCACAUAGCAUUCAAAUAAUUUGCCACCCCUGACAUAGAUCAAUAUUGAUGGAAAAUAUAAUAUUAUACUUGUACUUUGAUGCAUAAUAAUUGUACUUGUUUAUUAAUAAUUUUACUAAUAUAUAAUAUAUAGGAAAUAAAUUUUUAAGUUAAGUUUCUGAAAAUAAUAAAUAUACAAUAACAUAAUUAAUAUAUUUAUUAUUUUUUAUUAUAUUCAUAAUUUUUGCAUAAAUUUAAUAUUACCUAUUCAUAAAAUUUUAAUUUUAAAAGUGAAUGAUAUUGCUUUCUGUAAUAAUAUUUAUUUUAGAUGUCAAUACUAAAUACUAAAUAUAUAGUUCAAAGUUUAUUCAUUCAAUUUUUAAAUUAUUUAAUCAUCACAUCAUAAUGUUUAUGUUUCUAUGAAAUCUCAUAAUAGUUAUGUUUAACCUGAAUUUUAGACAGUCAUUAGGCACAAUCAUUCAUGUUUUAAACAUCAUAUUUUAUUUUAUAAACAAUGUAUUUUUAUGAUUUUAUUAAUGAUCAUAUCUAUUCUUAUAUCAUAAAAUUU